Rhizophagus irregularis DAOM 181602=DAOM 197198 is the source of this 1335-nucleotide messenger RNA. The record is from RefSeq and is a predicted model, not a curated record. NCBI's taxonomy places the organism in Eukaryota, Fungi, Glomeromycota, Glomeromycetes, Glomerales, Glomeraceae.
AAAGAUGAUCGACAUUUAGACGCGAUAACGCGACAUUUUAUAGUUUGUCAUUUUACAAUGUAUAUUGAAUUUCUUCAUUGCAACGCGUGUUUUACAUAUCCUUCGUCUUCAAAAGAAGACCAAAUACGGUUUUGGUUAACAGAGUGCGGACAUGUAGUAUGCAAAUCGUGUUUAAAUAAGCAUGGCGAAGCAAGUCAUGAACACACUUGUCCUGUUUGCAAUACACGGUGUGCAGCUGUAGAGUUGACCGAUAACCUCCCUCCUAAUCUUGGUGCAUUCUUUCGGACCACUUAUGAUAUACUGGAUGAAGCCGCCGAUUUUCAGAAAACCAAUACAAUUUCAUUAAUUGAAUUUUUGAAAGAUAAAUUACACAAACAAAGACAGAUGCUUGACAAAGCGAAAAAUGAAAUACUUCAAUACAAAGACAUGAAAAAAAGAAAAUCGACGUUUAAAAUCUCAAUUGCAAGAAGUUCGACCAAACACUUCAAGUACUUCAGUAAAAAGGCCAAUAGAAUCACCAAUAAAAUUAAACAACAGCUCCAUAAAUCACCAACUCAAAAUCGUGAUCUUGAUAUUUCGCCAAGUCAGACGUGUCAACCGAAAACUCCAAACCCACCUAAACGGUUAACAUUAUCGACUUCAAUAAAUUCACCGAUGAGGCCGUUAAUCUUCAAACAGCAGUCGCAACAAAAAUACGAUAAUUAUUCUUCCCAACUUGAACAUCAAAAUAAUAAUGGACUCCCUUAUAGUAAUCAGAUAUCAUGGAAUUAUGGCGUUGAUGGUUACGACGGUAUCAGUGACAGACGUGAUGCUAGAGCUAUGCCAUCACCAUCUAAUAAAUGUUAUUCAGUUUCUUUUUCCGAAAGUAAUUGCGACCAAUAUCCUCGAAAAAUCUCUAAUACAACAUUUUCUCGACCCGGAACAGCUUCUAGUACGCGUAUGACGUGGAGUGAGUUACGUAAUAGUAAUAGAAUUGCGCGACAUGAUGUAUUGAGGAUAGAUCCCGGAUCGAGAGCAUUAUCGGCUGCUUCUGCAUCAAAAUAUCAAAACCCGUCACCUUCAAAUUACACAAUAUCAACAAAUUUUCGGCCAUCUUUACCUAUGUCAAGAAAUUUCAUAGUUCCACAACCACAAUCUCCACAACCUUCACAACCUCCAAGAACUCCCAUUAUAAGAAACCGAGACGCAUUACCGGGAAUAAAUAACCGAGGAUGGUGAAGUUUGAUUGACGAUUUAGCUUUUAAACUUUUGUAUUUUACAUAUAGAAAAAAAAUGAUUGAUUGUAUUUAUUACUGCGUAUAUUUAUUACAAAUUUCGAGAAGACAUGCGUCAUAU